UUCCCAAAUCAAACUCAGAAACCCUAAUUUCCCAAAUUGAAAACCCUAAGUUCCUAAUCAGAAAUCCUAACCUACCCACUUUCUUCUCCCUUCAGCCGCACCAUACCCCCCUUUUCUUCCUAAACCUAACGUAGAAACGGAAACAGAGAGCAAAGAGAGAGGGAAGAGCUGCUGCCAUGCCGCCAUGACCGCCGGACUGCCGCCGCAAGGAGCCCGUGCCACCAUCGUCGUCAUCCUCGUGAACUGCAGCGUCGCCGUUCAACCUCGUCCCGCCGCGUCUCCAUGGUCGCCGUUGCUGCGAGCUCGCCACCGUCGAGAAGCUGCCGUCGCGUCUUGUCCCGCUGUCACCACCGUUGCCCUGGAGCUCGCCCGCCGUCGUCGUUGAGGGGCCAGCAAAGAGAGAGAAUGAGCGCGGGUCAGGGUCGCCACCAAGGAGAGGAGCUAUGCUCCACGCCGCCGUCGCCACCAGUCCACAACCACCACUACGAGGGUUCCGUCGCCGUCAUUCCAGUGUCGCCGUUCGUACCCUUCGUAGCCGUCGCCGUCGCCGAGCAGUUGCAUCGCCGGACAUCAUCGCUGGAGGACCGAAUGGAGAAGCUAGCCAGUUCUGCUUCUGCCUCUGGUUUCUGGAAUCUGAGAAGACGCAAUCGCCGCUGCUGGAACUGUUAUUGUUGACGUGGCCCUGUUCUGGCUCUACUCUGAAUUGUUACUGCUGCUGUUUGGCUGAUGCUGAAGCUUUCCACCACCACUGGAGCUGCCCGGAAACCCUGUUGUUGCUGCUCCGAUAAUUUAUUGUAAGCUAUCUGUAGUUCCAAUUUUAUUGAACUCAUUUCCAUUUCCGACUCCAUUGAAUUUGAACUCUAUUUUGUUGCCACCGUGGUUACUACUGCGAGAGUGAAGAAUGAAUCGGAAAUAAUGCUGCUGCCGUUGAUCGGAGAUGCCAAACUGUUGCUGCUACUAGUUUGAGAUGAUAUGGCUGCUAUUAAGGUUGUUGUUCAUGAGUGCAGCAUUCCCAAUUUCUAUGGAUUUCGACACUUUGAGGUAUUUUCUGGCUGAAAUUGAGGGAC
Molecule: messenger RNA, 1067 nt
Organism: Arachis ipaensis
Lineage: Eukaryota; Viridiplantae; Streptophyta; Magnoliopsida; Fabales; Fabaceae
Source: RefSeq, a predicted model, not a curated record